GGGGGGCCUUCUGUUGUCACUUUCCUCCAGCUUUUUCCUCCAGAAAAGUUCUCCUUCCUUCUUUCCCUUCCCAAUCCCAUCAUUUUCUAGAGAAACUCCUCUCUCAGAACCACCACAAACCAUCACAAUGGCCUCCUCCCGUGUCUUCGCCCAGCGCCUGGCCUCCACCAUGGCUGCUUCCACCAAGGUCGCUCGCCCUGCCGCUCGCCUCCAGCUUGCCCCCAAGCGUACCUUCACCACCCAGCGCAAGGCCGUCCCCAUGACCCCCUUCCAGACCGUCAAGCGUCAGUCUCCCUCCGGCCUCAUCCAGGCCAACGCUCGCCAGGCUUUCGCUGCCCAGCAGGCCCGCCGCCAGUACUCCUCUGAAAUCGCCGACGCCAUGGUCCAGGUCUCCCAGAACCUGGGUAUGGGUUCCGCUGCCAUCGGUCUCGGUGGUGCCGGUAUCGGUAUCGGUCUCGUCUUCGGUGCCCUCCUCCUCUCCGUCUCCCGCAACCCUGCCCUCCGUGGUCAGCUCUUCUCCUACGCCAUUCUUGGUUUCGCCUUCGUCGAGGCCAUUGGUCUGUUCGACCUGAUGGUUGCCAUGAUGUGCAAGUACGUUUAAAUUAUGACCGAGGGAUAAUCGCAGUCACGACAUCUGCGGAGAUUUUAUGAUCCACUCCCAAUCUUCGAUUACAAACCUUCAUCAAUAUUGGAGAGAAAAUAGGGGAUAUUGGGGGGAAUAUCAGCAAAAUUCUUUGUUUUGAGAUUGUCUUGGCUGUGAUAGGAGGUAAUUCUAUUGUGGUGGUCUUUU
This is a messenger RNA of Aspergillus piperis CBS 112811, 790 nucleotides long. Its product is annotated as ATP synthase subunit C family protein. The transcript has a single exon. NCBI's taxonomy places the organism in Eukaryota, Fungi, Ascomycota, Eurotiomycetes, Eurotiales, Aspergillaceae. The record is from RefSeq and is a predicted model, not a curated record. Gene Ontology annotation, molecular function: proton transmembrane transporter activity. Gene Ontology annotation, biological process: proton transmembrane transport; proton motive force-driven ATP synthesis. Bases 128 to 601 code for a protein of 157 amino acids.